UCCAACUUCAGACAGCACUGAUAAUGAGAGUGAAAGCUCUAGGUAACUGUGCAAUAACUUUAUAGCCCAGAAGCCAACUUGCGCUCAUCUUCUUUACUAUAUAGAAAGAGAAAUUCUAAGGAAAACUCAUCUCUAAAAAAGCCAGAUAUACAUUCAAGACCCCUUAGCUUAGCUGUUCAUCCAUUUCCACUCCCCUAUUGCCCAUACUCCCACAACAGCUUUGUCAGUGUCCUUUUAUUCACUCUUAAAGGUCAAUUUCAAAAGACCACAAUUUAUCUUUACAUUAAACUCCAACCAAGAAUAUUAGAGGGGGUAUACUAGGAUGAUAAUGAAGAUCCGGUGUGAUGUGUGUGACAAUGUAGAGGCGACAGUUUUCUGUUGCGCGGAUGAAGCUGCUCUUUGCGAUGGAUGUGAUCACAGAGUUCACCAUGCAAACAAGUUGGCAAGCAAACACUCGAGGUUCUCUUUAGUCCAUCCUUCUUUCAAAGAAUCCCCUCUCUGUGAUAUCUGUCAGGAGAGGAGAGCCCUUCUGUUUUGUCAAGAGGAUAGGGCAAUUCUAUGCAGAGAAUGUGACCUUCCAAUCCACAAAGCUAAUGAACAUGCUCAGAAACACAACAGGUUUCUUCUCACAGGUGUAAGGCUCUCUGCUUCUUCUUCUCUGAACACAGCAUCAUCGACCUCCACUAAUAACUUUGACGCAAACAUUAACACUACUAGCAAUAGAAACCAUCAGCCAUCCCUAAAGAAUUCCAACGAAAUCCUCAGCUCUCCUUCAGUUGAGACAGCAUCAGCAACAACGGCAUAUAAUUUCGAUGAAAAUCAUGUUAGUGACAAUGGUUCAAUUUCAACAAGUAGCAUAUCUGAGUAUUUAGAGACAGUACCAGGCUGGCGCAUCGAUGAUUUUCUUGAUCCUUCAUUUGCUAGCAAUAAUGGUUGCAAUAAGGUUUGGAGUGCACCCUAUUUCUAGAGAGAGAGACCUGUUUUUUUAGGGUGUUGUAUUUUUUUAAGACUCAUCUACACCCUUUUCCCUAACGUAACCCAAUUUGAUGCAGACUUGUGACCUUUUUUAAUUUUUCCAUUGCUGGAUCAAGAUCUUGAAAGCAACAGGAGUUCUUUUUCGACAGAAGAUUUAGGCUUCUCCAUCCCUCAAGUUACACCCCACUUCCCUCAACUUCAUCGUUAUAUUCCCCUACCUGGUUUACCCAGUGGAUUUAAUCAGUCAAAAGAAGCAAGCAAAUGAAGGUUCGCUGGGAAUGGAGCGAGGAUGGUUUUACAGUUCCUCAGAUCAGCCCCCGAUCUAUCAAGAAAUCCAGG
Populus euphratica (Euphrates poplar) is the source of this 1314-nucleotide messenger RNA. RefSeq names its product B-box zinc finger protein 20-like. Gene Ontology annotation, cellular component: nucleus. Lineage: Eukaryota; Viridiplantae; Streptophyta; Magnoliopsida; Malpighiales; Salicaceae. Gene Ontology annotation, biological process: photomorphogenesis; regulation of DNA-templated transcription. The coding region runs from base 323 to 967 and encodes 214 amino acids. Gene Ontology annotation, molecular function: zinc ion binding. The record is from RefSeq and is a predicted model, not a curated record. The transcript has 2 exons.